UUGAGAGCAAAUUUCAACGAUACCCAAAAGCGUUCUAUAAACGCUGGCAACGUCACAACCAGCAACAGCCGCCUUGCCGCUCGUUUUCACUAUUUCUACCAUGAGCCUCACAGUGACAUCCAGUGCCUCUGCUCGAUGAAUGUGCCGCUAUAAGAUAUGUGCUCCAUCAGACCUGCUGAGAAAAUGAGUCUAUGCCGAUGACAUGGCUACUAAAUCACAAUGCAUACAGCGAGAAACGCCGAGAAGUCGUAUACCCAAAACAACAGAGCAUCCAGAUCCAGCUGGGCUUCUUUUGACCGUGAUAUUCAACACCGAGGCGUCGUUCGGCGUAAUAUCGUGCUCUGUGACUGUUGUCCGUAUCUAAUCCUCCUUGAGAACGGGGACGGAGAUGAAUUUGUCUUGCGCACCGUGACCACCUUUGCCGCGAAGCACGGUCUCACUCUCGAGAUCGUCGCGCUUCCAGCCCAAACGCUCGCCAAUAGCAUCGUUCUUGACAUCGAUAUCACCGACGUCAGGGCUCCCAGCCAGCAUCUUGUUGGUGCCUUGCUUUUGCCACCAUUUCCAAUUCGCAGAGGGGUGUUGGAUAUAGUUGAUACGACGCUCGAGGUGAGACUCUUCGUCCACGGCACUUUCGUCGCGCUUCCAGCCCAAACGCUCGCCAAUGGCAUCGUUCUUGACAUCGAUGUCGCCGACGUCAGGGCUUCCGGCCAACAUCUUGUUUGUGCCUUGCUUUUGCCACCACUUCCAAUUCGCGGAGGGGUGUUGGAUAUAGUUGAUUCGGCGCUCAAGAUGACUUCCGUCCUCGUCCUCGUCCGGCAUGGGUCCAUGGGCGGGCCUGCCGCCACUGAGACCGCCUCGGUGGUAUGUGUGAUCCUGCUCAUAAGUGUGGCCAACGUGGGUGGUCUGAGGAGCAGGCAUGGCGCCCACCUGAGCCGAAACCAGGGCCAGGAUGAGAGCAGCUGUUGAUACGGUCAAUUUCAUGAUGUCGAAGUGUCUUUUGUAUAUAUUUGAGAUGCCUUUCCUGUAUAAA
Exophiala viscosa is the source of this 1030-nucleotide messenger RNA. RefSeq lists its product as uncharacterized. The record is from RefSeq and is a predicted model, not a curated record. The coding region runs from base 220 to 966 and encodes 248 amino acids. NCBI's taxonomy places the organism in Eukaryota, Fungi, Ascomycota, Eurotiomycetes, Chaetothyriales, Herpotrichiellaceae. The transcript has a single exon.